AAGCAAUAAGAAAUUUGUCCCAAAUAAAACAUAAAUUUCAAACACAUACACCCCAAAUAGGUAAGCUUCUAACCUAAUGCCUCGUAGUUGGUAGCCUAAGCUCCUAACCAACAAGUUAAAUUGGUUGCAUAUCGGGGUAUGAUCAUUUGUGUAAUAGGCUAAAGUUUAUGAUUCACAUUCUAAAUCCAGUGUAUGUACUAGACUGAGUUAGAGGUAGAUGAUGAUGGCAAAUAAGUUAGAAAAUGAUGUUAGCAAUUUCUCUUGUCUAACACAUGUUCAAAUACCAAAAACAUAAGAGUUUAUUAAAUACAUUUAGUUCAUUUCAAAGCUGGUGAAGUCAUACAGUUUAGUUUCCAUUUCCUGUCAACAUGUCUCACUUUCAAUUCAAUAAGUUGAUUGGAAAGUUUUCAGCUUUGAUGUCAAUUAGUUCAUAUGGCUAUAAUAAGUUAUUUUAGUAUAUUUUAUUAGGCCUUCUUAGAACCAACUACUUUUAAGUUCACUCUCUUUAUCCUCUCUCAUUUCCUCUACCUACCAUGCUCAUGCUUUUUCAUCCAUGAACUUUCUUUAUUUUAGAAAGAAAUGCAGCUUAGCUGCAAAUGGUUCAUUAUUUAAUUCUUGCAAAAGGAAUUGGCAUCUUUGAUUGACCUCUUACAAAUAGUUCUAUUCAAAUCUUCUAACACCAUACAAAACUAUUCGGAGCUUCUCUUCUUCCAUGGAAACUGCUCUCUUGAGUGAAGAAAAUGUCAGAAAAGAAGAGCCAGUUACACUGGUUUCUCCUAGAAAUCCAACACCUACAGAGAUAUUGUAUCUCUCAAACAUAGAUCAGACAGUAGCAUUUAAUGUGGAAACUGUCUUCUUCUAUGAGGUCCCUGAAGGUGCUCAAGCAGAUUCAUCUUCUAUAAUGGAGCUGGUGAAGCAAGCAGUAUCUGACGUGCUUCUGAUCCCUUACUACUUCAUGGCUGGGAGGCUCAGGUUCAACUUUGAUGAAGGAAGGUUGGAACUGGUUUGCAACAAUAAAGGUGUUUUAUUUGUUGGAGCAAUUUCAAACCUUGAAUUGAAGGAACUCGGUAACCUCUCAUUUCCAAAUCCUUCGUUUCAGCAUCUCAUUCUUCCAACGGAGGGAUUUCAUGAUCUUGCCGAUACUCCCAUAUUCAGCAUUCAGGUGAUUUGCCUUCUUUUUUUUAAAACUUCAUCAUCAUCAUUAGGUGUAUCCCAAGUAUUGAAAAAAAGUGCAACAAAAGCAGAAACGAAGUGCUCAGAUGGUUUUAUUAUUUCUCAGGUUACCAGAUUCAGAUGUGGAGGUUUUUCCGUUGGAUUUGUGGUAAACCACAGUAUACUUGAUGGCAGAUCAGCAGCAGAGAUGUUUUUGAGUCUGGCUUCAAUAUGCAGAGGUGAAGGCCUGCAGACUCAUGAGCUCAACACUGAUAGAUCAUCCAUCAGGGCAAGAAGCCCUCCCCAGAUUAAAUUUAAGCACACAGAGUACACAAAGUUAGCGGAGGCUUCCUCCACCUCUUUCACCUCUCCUAUUCUUUCAUCACAGGCAAUUCGAGAUCCCCCAAGGAUCUCAAAUUUCAGGCUCUUCUCAUUCAGUCCUGAGAUGAUCAAUCACCUCAAGAACAAAUCUGAACUGAAAUGCUCGAGCUUCGAAGCAGUAGUGGCUCACUUAUGGAGAACAAGAACAAAAGCGGUCUUCGAUGACCAGAGGAAGAUGUCUUCUGUGUUAUUUGCAGUUGACAUAAGAUCGAAGUUGUCUCCACCAUUGCCGCAUGGGUUCAUCGGAAAUGCAGUGAUCACUGCAUCUGCAAGUGCGGAGGUAGAAGAAAUGGAAAAGAAGAGCUUCUCCUUCUGCGUGGGGUUGGUGAGGGAGGCCAUUGACAGGGUAAAUGAUGAGUAUGUGAGGUCUGUUAUAGACUGGCUUGAAGUGUUCAAGGGUUUACCUUGUGCUCUGAAUGGGAAUUUCUUUGUUUCUGCUUGGUGGAAGCUUCCAUUUCAUGAGCUGGAUUUUGGAUAUGGGAAGCCCAUCUAUGGAGGGCCGGUGGUGAGUGGGAUGGAGGAGUUUGUUCUGCUGGUUUCUGAUGAAAGUGGAAUGGGGAAGGAGAAGGAAUGUGGAAUUAAUGUGUGGAUAGCUUUGCAUCCAGAGAAGAUGGAGAAGUUUCAGUCUUAUAUUUUUGAGAUAUAAACAUAGUA
Molecule: messenger RNA, 2187 nt
Organism: Dendrobium catenatum
Lineage: Eukaryota; Viridiplantae; Streptophyta; Magnoliopsida; Asparagales; Orchidaceae
Product: omega-hydroxypalmitate O-feruloyl transferase-like
Exons: 2
Coding region: 713-2179 (488 amino acids)
Molecular function (GO): acyltransferase activity, transferring groups other than amino-acyl groups
Source: RefSeq, a predicted model, not a curated record